AUGGCUGUCUUAGGCAAGCGUAAAGCAGAGCCUGAGCCUGUAAUAUCCGAAGAAGAUGCCGCAGCCAUUUUCAGACGACAUUUCGAGGCGCAAUUUGCACCCUUGCCAGAGGCAGAAGCCGCUAAAUCGAAAUUUGAAAAGACGAAACAUGAGAAAAAUAGCAACGACAUCGAGAGCGAGGAAGAGGAAGAGGACACCGACAGUAGCAGAGAUGACGACGAAUGGGGUGGCCUCUCCAACGAUGACUCUAUUCAAGAGGAAGAAGAAAAUCCAACAAUAGAGGUCGUAGACCACUCGAGCAAGCAACCACCGAAACCAGCGGCAAUGUCAAAACGAGAGCUUAAAGCUUUCAUGUCAUCACGACCUCCAGAGCAAAUAACAUCCAAAACCGAGCAGCCUCUAUCAGCAACUUCAUCCCCAUCAGCCACCCUCCCUGAAGACGCACCCUCCCUUCUCGCUCAAGACCUUGAACUCCGACGACUCCUUGCAGAAUCGCAUCUUCUCGCGCCGACUAUUUCAGCAUCGGGUACUACCAUUGCGCCAAAGGCUUUUGCUACGGGACGUACUCGUCAGAAGGCAACAGACUUGCGCGUCCAGGCUCUAGGAUCCAAAGUAUCGAUUCACAAGCAAGAAAAGAUGCCCAUGAACAUGCGCAAGGGUAUUGUUGCUGCGGCAGACGCUCGCGAAGCAAAGCGAAGGAGAGAAGCUAAGGAGAAUGGAGUAAUCCUUGAACGAGAGACUGGCAAGAAGAAGGGUCGGAGAGAUAGGGGAAGAGACUUUGCUGUCGACCGACCCGGAGUUGGUAGACUCAAGGGGGCAGAAUUACGCUUGAGCGACAAGGACAUCAAGAGCAUAGAGGGUGGACGAGAUGCGUUUGGUAGGAGGAGCCGGCGUUGA
Messenger RNA from Fusarium redolens, 897 nucleotides. RefSeq lists its product as uncharacterized. Lineage: Eukaryota; Fungi; Ascomycota; Sordariomycetes; Hypocreales; Nectriaceae. Bases 1 to 897 code for a protein of 298 amino acids. The record is from RefSeq and is a predicted model, not a curated record. The transcript is spliced from 2 exons. Gene Ontology annotation, cellular component: nucleolus. Gene Ontology annotation, biological process: maturation of SSU-rRNA from tricistronic rRNA transcript (SSU-rRNA, 5.8S rRNA, LSU-rRNA).